CUCUACCAUCCCCCCCUGCGGCAAGGACAGACGCACAGGAGAGGACGACGACGAUCUCCACCACCACCAAAGACGCAAAGAGGUGGUGCCCGUCUCGUCUUUCAGUCAAACAACCACUACAGUCCAACCACGGGCACAGCUGCGCCAAGACCUCUGCUACAGUCAAUACCUCUCGCUUCCCACGCCUACCUCGUCCUUCCCCACACCAACGCGCACCCUUCGUCUUCUUUGCCCUGCAGGCUCAGACGCUUUCUCGGUGGCUGAGCUGCCUCACACUCACCUACAAGCAUGGUACGCGAGUUCAACUUCUCCAAUGAGGCCAACAACAGAGCGGCAGGGACCAUCUCAGCGGGCUUGUAUGAGCGCAAAGCUCUCGACUGCACAGUACCACUGCCUCUCAUAGUCACCCUCAACAAUCUCGCAUACCUAGUCGCCAACAACCGCAAGAUACGUGAGCUCCUUUGCGAAGAUGGCGGCCUGGAGCGACUGAUUCGAAUACUCAGAGAGGUGCCCAAGAACAAUGGCUCCUUCACAAGACCACUUCACAACAAGGAUCUUCAGCCUAUGUGGAAGUGGACUACUGCUUUUCAAUGCAUCGUCCACCUUUGCAUUCGAGGAGGUGUCACAGUGAGGGAAAGGGCUGUGGAGGCAGGUAUUGUGCCAAUCCUAGUCAAGGUUCUCGAGAGCUACCUCUGCUUCUCGGACGCAAUGCGAGCCGAACGGAAGAGAGUCGCUGAAGAGAAGCGGCAGCAAAGGCAAGGGGUGGAGACAGAGGACCAGAGAGCAGAGCGGCAGCAGCGAGCAAGGGAAAGGGAGCGGGAGAGGAGAGAAUGGGAAAGGCAAGCGUCACUCAUCGCCGCUGCCACUGCCAAUUUAGGUCGUCGGGAGACCACGGAUACCGCAAGACGGACUCCCAGCCGGACGGUCCGACCAGCCAAUGGUGUUGAACGAGAUCCGACUGCCGUCCCUGCUCGGCCCGCCCCUCUAGAUCUUGCGGCAACGACACCUCAACACUCCAUACAACCACUCCCUUCGCUUCCGCCUGCGUCACAUUCCGCUCCACCUUCGCGCUCGCCCACUACAUCAACAUCUGGCAGGACAUCGACUACAAGGGCACCCAUGAACUCGGCUGCCUCUGCGUCGACUUCGGCAGCAAGCAGUCUCCAAAGACCUGCCUCUGCCUCUUCCUCGCGUAUUCCCGCACCACUCAUCAUUGCUGAUUCAGAAUCGCAGAUAGGGGAAGCUGUCGCACCUCAGACCCCGCGAAGGCAAGCUGCUACCUUGGCAAGCUCACCCCGCGGCAUGACAUUCCCUGUACAGCCUCGGGCUGCAGAGUUCACCGUUUUGCCUGAUGAGAUCAACCCGACGCUGAGCGUGCCGGUGCCCGUCGCGCCACUAGCGGCACCAUCUGCAUCGGCACCCCCUAGGCCUACCGCUGCAGCCGUUCUGAGCAACAACACAUCCCACGAAGAUCUGGCGGCUGGAGCUUGGUCGGGUAGCGAGGGGGCAGAAGAAGCUGAGAUGUCCGCUGACGGAGAUGACCCAGACGAGAGUGAGGCCGAGCGUGACUCGCAAGUACGCGGCGAGACAUCUGGCGCUCGCCGCGACGACGCCGAGGAAAGACGAACCCCAAGGGCUUCGCGUCGCGCACUCGCACCGCUUCUCGCUGCUCAGCACUCUAUCCCUGAAGUGCGAGGUGCGGAUCAGUUGCCAGCUACCCAGGAGCAGGACAGUGGAGCAGCAGUAGGUAUGUCCGCCAGGUCAGAGACCGUGACACCUAGAGCUGGCGUAUUCGAUGUCUCUACGGCUCCAAGCAGGGAGGACAGCCACCAUCAUCACCAUCACCACGGUCGGGACCGUCAUGCUACGGUCACCAGCCGUACUCGCCCUAUCCUGCCAACAACGUACAUCGCUGAGACCUUUGAUCCCACCGACAUGGCCUUCCGCGAAGAGGAGGUGCUGCUUUCCUUGCAGAUCUUGGCAUACCUCACAAAGUACUCGCACAUCCGAGCGCUCUUGCGCUUCCCCGAGAUGACAAGAGCUACCAAUCUUCAUGACCUCGAUGUUCUUUGGGAGAAAGCGGAGACCUCAAGCGGCACACCGCUGUGGCAACCAGGCAGUCCCUUCCAUCGCUCCAUUUACACAAUUGCAGAGCGGUACACAUGCCGUGCUACCCGUAGGGAUCCAAGCGCCGAGUUCAUUGCUGGUACCACUAAGCUGGCUCCUCUCAUCCAGUACUGGGCAGGAGUGGUCAUGCGCAACGCCUGCCGUAAGGAUGAUCGCGAGAACGACCCACACGCGGGCCUUCGCCAAUGCGGCAACAUGCUGUGCGGCAAGUGGGAGACUCAACCGCGUGAAUUCGCCAAAUGUCGAAGGUGCAAGAAAGCCAAAUUCUGCAGCAAGAUUUGCCAGAGUACGUCUUGGCAGAUUGGACACAAGUACUGGUGUAGCUCAAUCUCGGACGACACAGAAAGCAGUCGCGCCCGGGGUCACAGAGUAGAUGAGGAUGCAGCUGUGCCAGAAGUCACUAACAUUCUUGGCGAAGCCAUGCAGCCUCGGCCAGCUGGGCAACCCGGAGAUGAAGGCGAGAUGAACGGCGAGCAACGUGCAGUCCAAGGCGAUGACGGGCAAGUUCAGCUUCAAAACCAGGAGGUACUCAGGGAGGGCCCUGCCGAAUCAGAGGACAUGGAUCAAGCGAUGGCUGCACCGACGCCUCGACAACGCAACAGAGGCAGUAGCUUCGCCCGUGUUCCGAUUGCUCGGCGGCCCUCUGUACGUGACCCUUCACAAAGCAGCAGCGUGCCAGCUCGGAUUGUCAGCGAGGCUGCUUCUAUUAACGCGUCCGAUGUCAGUGAAGACGACGAGGCAGAGAUGACAAACAGCCGCCCAAUGCAGACAAGUGAGAACGACAUGUCGGAGCAUGAGCGAGGAGGGCCUACUGCACCUCUUGUUGGGGGCUUCAGGUUUAAUGCUCCUCCGGCACCUCGACGAACCGAUAUCGCUGGUAGGCCGCUGCCACCUCCUGUCAUUGCUGGCACAGGUAUGGAACUCGCCGGUCGGCAGGGGCUCGAUGACGACACUAUUGGCAUCGGCGACUCUGACGGCCAUUUCGACGUUCGCUUCAACGCUGCAGUUGUCGAGGAUCAGUUCGGCAGAGGUGACAUCGACCAGAUCACCUGGCGAGGGCAGACCCCUACCCAAGAGGUGCAGGAAGCUCACGCUAGGCACCGUGCUGCUCAUCAGCCGCAUCAGUUGUUUGAACCUAGCAAUACCGACAGGUCAGCUUUUCAGGGCGCCGAGACUCUUGAGCAAGGGGCAGAAGAGUACAGAAACUACUCGGCUCCAGCUCUGACAUCUCAGCCUCUGGCGACUUCGAUGUCACAGCAACCUACUCUGCACGCACCAGUGCCUUACUCUGGUCGUCGAUUCCCUUCAAUGUCGAUUGAGAGUGGGCCUGGCAGUGAAGCGGCACAUCCUCUGAACGAGCCGAGUCCUAGCACUGGCUAUUCGGGCACCAACCUUGUGCCUUCGUCGACUAUAAGUGGCAGGAGGGCUGUCAGUGGAGCAGUGCCGAGCUCACUCACUGCGCUCGAGGUCAGCGACCCAGUCGCUCGCCCUUUGAGAGGCCAACACUCAGGGCUUCAUCACCAUCACUCUCAUGGCCAACAUCUCAAUCAACACCAGCAUCUGAUCAUGAGGGGUGGCGUGGCCGCUGGCCUAAUGGGUCGCUCAGCUACUCCGUCCGCGUAUGAUCUCGAUUCUCACCUCGCUCGCGGGGCAGCUGGCAGCGGAUCGCAUCGCGAGAGGCCCUCCUCUUCCGAUCUGCCAGUCCGGUCCGUCAUGGGCUCAGCGUCGGCGAUGAGUAGCCCCCUCGGCGGAAGUAUGGCGCAUGAAGCUGAGGAGAUGGCCAACUACCUAGACGAGCAGGCCACGCCUCAUAUCGAGCGACGUGAUCCCAUCGGCAGUAGCAGCGGCAUUUCGCAUCAGGUGCAACGUCACGAUGAAUCAAACGCACACGGUCGCCCGUACUCUGCCUCCUACGACAAGAGGAGGGAGACGUCGACUACGACAGACCCACACAUGCACUCGCGUCGGCCAGUCGAAUACCAGACGAGUCUUCUGGGCAACGCUGCUCCCUCUGGCUCCCGCACCAAUAUUACAGCUCCAUACGCAUCUGCCUCGGCCUCUUCUGCAUCGGGAAGGUCCAGUCCUGAUCACAUGGAGAUGAGCCCGACGAUGCAUGCGCGGAGAGUGCACCAGGGGGAUGUCGAUGAGCAGAUGAACCUGGACUGAGCGGAACUGUGAACGAGAGCGGUCGAACUGCGCAAGAGGGGGAGGGAUAGGCGUGGCAUACCGUGAGGGAGAACGUUGUUCAUCUCCAGUGAGGCCGGGCGGAGAGGCGGAGAUCUCCGCACUCCAUCUUCUCAGCUUCGUUUUCACCUCGUAUCGUGGCGCCUCGUGGCAUCAAUAAUCACAUGUGACCCUCGAUAGCUUCCGUGUUCCUCCAAUUUUAUCGUACAUCGUCUUCUCCAUGAUGACUGUGAGCUGCGAAUGG
Microstroma glucosiphilum is the source of this 4555-nucleotide messenger RNA. RefSeq lists its product as hypothetical. The transcript has 2 exons. The coding region runs from base 289 to 4293 and encodes 1334 amino acids. Lineage: Eukaryota; Fungi; Basidiomycota; Exobasidiomycetes; Microstromatales; Microstromataceae. Gene Ontology annotation, cellular component: MUB1-RAD6-UBR2 ubiquitin ligase complex. Gene Ontology annotation, biological process: ubiquitin-dependent protein catabolic process; establishment or maintenance of cell polarity. The record is from RefSeq and is a predicted model, not a curated record.